Molecule: messenger RNA, 1167 nt
Organism: Nelumbo nucifera (sacred lotus)
Lineage: Eukaryota; Viridiplantae; Streptophyta; Magnoliopsida; Proteales; Nelumbonaceae
Product: NADPH-dependent aldo-keto reductase, chloroplastic-like
Molecular function (GO): oxidoreductase activity
Source: RefSeq, a predicted model, not a curated record
GGUGUAAUGCUCGAGCCAACGAGGGAGAGAGACACAGAGAGAUGAGGAGCGAGGUGGAGAAAACAGUGAUCAGGCUGAACAGUGGCUCCAAGCUGCCCGUUCUCGGAUUUGGCACGGCUGAUUUCCCCUUUGAUAGACUGAAAGUCGAGUUCGCAAUACGAACGGCCCUCCAGUUGGGUUACCGGCAUUUCGACACUGCAAUGAUAUAUGGUUCGGAGCCUGCCGUAGGUGGGGCUCUAAUGGAGGCAAUUCGUAGUGAGACGGUGAGCAGAGAAGACGUCUUUGUUACUUCUAAGCUCUGGGGAUGUCAUCACCACGACCCCGUUUCAGGACUCAAGCAAACUCUCAAGAACUUGGGGAUGGAAUAUGUGGAUCUGUACCUAAUACACUGGCCAGCCAAAUUAAAGGAGUGGGCGAAUUAUGUAAUGCCAAAGGAAGAAGACUUUGGAGAGUUGGAGAUGGAGUCGACAUGGGCAGGAAUGGAGAGAUGCUUGGACAUGGGGCUGUGCAGGUCCAUCGGCGUCAGCAAUUUCUCUUGCCGGAAGAUUGAGCGACUGAUGGAACACGCCUCACUUCUUCCUGCAGUGAAUCAGGUGGAGAUGCAUCCAAUGUGGAGGCAGAAGAAGCUAAGAGAAUUCUGUGGCGAGCACAACAUCCAUGUAAGCGCUUAUUCGCCUCUUGGGGGACCAGGGAGUCCAUGGGGAACAAAGGCUGUAGUGGAUAACCCUAUCAUACGUUCCAUUGCCAGUAAACACAAAGCAACCCCAGCUCAGGUUGCUCUAAGUUGGGGACUAUCUAAAGGAGUGAGUCUGAUCAUGAAAAGCUUCAACGAAGAAAGAAUGAAGGAGAACAUGGGAGCUCUGGAGGUGAAACUGGAGAAGGAGGAUGUCCUCAAGAUUGACAAGUUAGAAGAGAGGAAGAUCAUGAGAGGAGAAUUUCUUGUUAAUGCAUCUACAAGCCCAUACAAGACAAUUCAAGAUCUGUGGGAUGAUGAGAUAUAACAAACCCCACGCUUCAAUUCAUUUAAUAGCUAGUAAUCUUAAUCUGUUCUAGUUAAUGAGUUCCCUUCUUAUUUGUUAAGCAGUGUUUUCAAUGUAAUGUAGCAAAGCUCCUCUGCUCCAGAGGAAGAGAAGAGUGCAUAUUUCAAUUCAACAAUUAAUUUGAGAA